AUGAAUCCAAUAAGGUAAAUUCAAAAUCAAUAUGGAUCUCCUAGUUAGCCCUCGCAAACCUAGCCAUAGCCUUAGUCAUUUUAUUAGAAUAAUUUUUCUCCUCAGCAUUAAAUCUAACCUUAGCAAGUAAUUUUACAGCAACAAUUAAAUAUAAAUCAUCAGAGAGCAAGUUUUCCUCCUCCACCAAUUAUUUAACCUUAGAAUUACUUUCCUCUUUUUCCAUCUUUAAACCAGACUCCAACUUAGCAGUAAUUUUAACAACAAAGAGGAUUUGUUAUUCCUCACAGAGAAGCAAAUACAUCUAUUUUCACUAUGGCAGAAGUGUAAGAAAGGCCUGAGUCUCUAGAAUAAAACAAUUUAAAGAAUAUGCAAGAAUUCAUGAAUUUCAUAGAUACCUUUGCUGACAAAGAUAAUUACUUCUGUUAAAUUUGCCAUAACAUACUCUGGUAACCAGUAAGUUGCAAUCAUUGCAGUAAAAUUUACUGUAGAGAUUGCUUGAGUCGUUGGGUUGAUUAAUACUCUACCUGUCCAACUUGUAGAGACAGAUUUGAAUUGAAGAAAGUUGAUAAAUCAAUUACAAAUAACCUCUCUAAGCUUGUCUUUAUUUGCAAUGCUCAAAGUAGUGGCUGCACUGAAUUUAUAAAUUAUGAUUCACUUUUAAAGCAUCAAAAUACAUGCUUGUAUUAAUCUCUACAUUGUCCUAAUAUUGGUUGUGAUUUCUAAUCCAUUCGCAAAGAAAUGGUUGACCAUGAGAAAAUUUGUCCUCACUAUUAGCUAAAAUGUAAAUGGUGUGAGAGAUCUAUUAAGAGAAUGAAUGAGGUUUAGCAUGACCUUAUAUGUGAAAUGAAAAAAUUAGGGUGCGAAAACGAAGGAUGCUAAAUCACUUUAACUAGAGCAGAAAUGAACAUUCAUAUUUAGGAAUGUCCAUACAAUAUUUAGAAAUGCAAUUUAUGUAACCAAGAAUUUAAACUAAAGGAUCUUGCUAGACAUUAAGAAUGCUGUGAUUUCAAAAUAGAAUAAUGCAAAGGUUGUAAACAGAGUAUGUAUAAAAAAUAGAUUGUUUAGCAUGAAGAAAACUGUGAAGAAGUAGAGUUGAUAUGUCCUGACUGCACAGAUGUUAUACAAAGAAAAAACCUAGCCAGUCACGAUCAAAUAACUUGUUUGAAAAGAGGUUAAAAAAUUCUAUUAGAAGCUAAAACUCAAUUAUAAUGCGAAAAUGCUUGUCUAAAGAAAGACAUAGAAACAUUAAAACUAUGUGUUGCCUAACUCUAUUCUGAGAUCUAAGAUAUAGCCUCAGAUAAGCAUGAAAAAAGAAAUUCUAUGAUGAAAAUUUUAAGACCUCAAUAAUGA
This is a messenger RNA of Tetrahymena thermophila SB210, 1350 nucleotides long. Its product is annotated as TRAF-type zinc finger protein. NCBI's taxonomy places the organism in Eukaryota, Ciliophora, Oligohymenophorea, Hymenostomatida, Tetrahymenidae. Gene Ontology annotation, molecular function: zinc ion binding. The record is from RefSeq and is a predicted model, not a curated record. The transcript has 4 exons.